This is a messenger RNA of Geodia barretti, 933 nucleotides long. The record is from the annotation of a GenBank genome assembly. NCBI's taxonomy places the organism in Eukaryota, Metazoa, Porifera, Demospongiae, Tetractinellida, Geodiidae.
AUGCAACGAAGUGUCACGCUAACUAGCCUCCGCAGCCACACGGCCGUCGCGUCGGGAUAUCUGCACAAGCUGGCGCACAACGGGACGCCGUUCGCCUGUUGGCACCAGCGAUACUACGUUCUCUACAGCGACGGUCUCCUACGCAGCUUCAAGAGCUCGCGCGCCAGAAACAGUCACCGCGUCAUCCACGUCGGUCGCAAGUGUCUUCGCGUCCGAUUCGGAGCCGAUACGAGGAGCGACGAGUGCAGUCACUGGCCGAAAAACUGUCCGCGUGCACUCUGUUUCUCUGUCAUCAACAUUGACCGGGAGUACCACUUCUAUUGCGAGUCGGAGCGAGAGUUUGCAGUUUGGCGCGACAGUCUCCAGCAAACCCUCGCGAAACUGGGUUCGGCUCACUCGAGCUACGUCGAGAGACGCAGCAGCAAGCCGUAUCCCGUCGACGACGAUGACGAUCUGUCCGUCGCGCCCACUCCAGACUCACCGAGAAAUAUAGAGCAACGAACUGCGGCCGAGAAGAAGAGAGCGAGAGAAGACAGAGCGCAGAAGAGGACAAGACAAAAGGAAACGGGUGUAGGUGAUGCAUACGAUGCGGUAGAUCCCGCAGUUUCUUACCGACGCUUAGACGAACACAAGAAAGAACAAAUAACUGCGCCACAGUCAUACAAAGUUGGGUCAAAAGAUGAUGAUUAUUGGGAAGAUGUCGUAAGUGCGAAAGAGGCCAAGGAAGAAGAAAGUCUUGAGCAAGUCGGCGAUCAUGAGGAAACGUGUUGGUCCACCUCUAACUAUACACAUAAUGUGCAGAGUGAAGAGAUCAAGGAAAGAAAGGUUUCUGGAAGAAAAAACACUAGCAACUACCACAGCACUAAUGGGAUUGAAGCUGCAUUUUUAGAAGUUCAGGCUAUCAUUGAUAAAACCUUUAAUGAUAUGUGUUGA